Messenger RNA from Sabethes cyaneus, 846 nucleotides. RefSeq lists its product as uncharacterized. The record is from RefSeq and is a predicted model, not a curated record. Gene Ontology annotation, molecular function: sequence-specific DNA binding. NCBI's taxonomy places the organism in Eukaryota, Metazoa, Arthropoda, Insecta, Diptera, Culicidae. Bases 75 to 830 code for a protein of 251 amino acids. The transcript has 3 exons.
UGAAAGGUGCAGAUCUUCGAAUGUCUCUGUGUACUAUUCCUUUCUUCUAUAAACACAACAGCAAAUAAGAAAAAAUGGGUAGAAAGACGUGUUCCGUGAAGACUUGUUUCAAUACCUCAAAUGUUAGUAGGAAUCGACAAUUAUCCAUGUAUAGCUUUCCAAUAGAUACAGAUCUAUGUGAAAAAUGGGUUGAAUUCUGCAAAGUAGACUUGCUGAAUGAUCUCUUAGUUUUGCGAGGAUCUGCAUUUCUACACAAGACGAAUUAUGCUGUAUGCUCUGAUCACUUCGAAAGUAAAUUUUUCAUCAAUCCUAAUCUCACCUCACAAGGAUUACAUAAAGGAAGUAUUCCAACAGUUACGAAAUUACUUGCAAUUAAAGCUAUCAGGCCACAGACCCAAAACGAUCCAAAAUCAAGCGGUGAUGUUGUUCAAAUUGUUCGUGACACUGAGCGUCAAACUGCAAUGGAGGAACGUGUUCGAGGUACAGAUGCUAAUACAAUAGAGCACCAGCCCACCCGAACAAAAAUAAUCAAUAGUGCAACAGCUUCGAAAGGAUUUGUUUGCGGGUGUAAAGAAUUAAGUUUGUAUAAAACUAAAUUCAUAGCCGAGCGAAGCCGAGGAGCUGAGUUGGUUAAAAAAUAUAAUGAAAUCCGAGAGAAAAAGAAAAAAAUCACAUCCUCCUAUACAGACCAUCAACGGGCUAUCAAACGAGUAAGUGACAGCAUCGAUAAUUUCAAAGCCAAAAUGAGACGAGCAGCUGAACAACGUGGUAUUGAUAUCAAUUUAAGUGCCGAAGAAAGUUCUGAAGAUGAUGCUUCCGACAUACUAUAACCUUCAAUAAAAUAGU